AAGUUCAUACAUUUAUAAUACAUAAUUAAAUGUAAACGUUAAAUACACCUUUAAUCAACAUUUCGGGGGAAAAGAUAUAGCUGUAAUAUUUUAAAGGCUGAUUUCCAGUGUAUUAAUGCAACGUGUGGUGAAAACCAGGUACUGGGUAAUACCACCCCUGUGAUGAAGCAUGCUGGUGGCAGCAUCGCACCAUGGGUGCACUGAAUAAAGGCUCUGAACACACACCUAAACGAGAGACUUCCAUUUUUAUUAUUUUUAAUACGUUUGCAAAGAUUCAGAAUAAUUUUCAGGUUAUUGUGCGUAGACUGACGGCACAAAACGCAUUUAAAAUUGAAUCUAUAACAGUAGAGAAAGUGUUGUGUAGCCACUGUGUGUGUGUGUGUGUUUGUGUGUGUAGAUUCAUGACUGAAGCAGCACGCAGGGAGCAGGAGAACCAGAAGAAGAAGGUGCAGCCGAAACUGGCGCUUUCAGCCACCGGAAACGUCUCCCGUAACAUGUCCACGCCCCCUCGCCAUAGCAACGGCAGUCUGACCCCGCCUGUGACUCCGCCCAUCACUCCUUCAUCUUCCUUCCGCAGCAGCACACCCACAGGCAGCGAGUGUGAUGAAGAGGAGGUCGAGUAUGAAGACUCGGACAGCGACGAGUCCUGGACUACGGAGAGUGCGAUCAGUUCCGAGUCCAUCCUGAGCUCCAUGUGCAUGAACGGAGGAGACGAGAAGCCCUUUGCCUGUCCUGUACCUGGCUGCAAGAAGAGAUACAAGAACGUGAACGGUAUAAAGUACCACGCCAAGAACGGACACAGGACGCAGAUCCGCGUGAGGAAGCCCUUCAAGUGCCGCUGUGGGAAAAGCUACAAAACCUCUCAAGGGCUCAGGCACCAUACCAUCAACUUCCACCCCCCACUGUGAUUAUUACACACACACACACACACACACACACACACACUACUCAUAUUGCUUCAAAAUGUACGUACUCACCUGCACGCAGUAUGACAUCAGCUUCCUGCUGGUACCUUUUCUGUUCUUUAUUUUAUUAGAUUUUUUUAUUUUUAUUUAUUUAUUUUAAAAAUAAUUUCAAAUAUUCGUCUGUUUUGUAAGUGUUAGUGUUUUGCACGAUACUUUCAUGUCGUUAUUUGGCUUUUAACAGCCGUUCAGUAAUUAUUAUUGUCCAGCGAGGCUGAGAGAUUUAAUUUACAGACGUGUGUAUAU
Messenger RNA from Ictalurus furcatus (blue catfish), 1208 nucleotides. It is a transcript of the gene jazf1a, whose product is annotated as JAZF zinc finger 1a. NCBI's taxonomy places the organism in Eukaryota, Metazoa, Chordata, Actinopteri, Siluriformes, Ictaluridae. Bases 192 to 908 code for a protein of 238 amino acids. The record is from RefSeq and is a predicted model, not a curated record. Gene Ontology annotation, cellular component: nucleus. The transcript is spliced from 3 exons.